Messenger RNA from Pseudocercospora fijiensis CIRAD86, 2732 nucleotides. RefSeq lists its product as uncharacterized. The record is from RefSeq and is a predicted model, not a curated record. The transcript has 2 exons. Lineage: Eukaryota; Fungi; Ascomycota; Dothideomycetes; Mycosphaerellales; Mycosphaerellaceae. The coding region runs from base 163 to 2142 and encodes 659 amino acids.
UAGUACACUUCUGAGAGGCGGCACUGUUGCAUCCAAAAUACUUCUUCCGUUCCAAUAAUACAAGCUAACAGCAUUCGUACCUCCCUGGUCGCUCGACCUUGACCUUGGUUGCUGACUGGCCCGGGGUCAAGCUUUGGGCAUCCGUAUACAACAUCUUGAUCGAUGCCACCAGCAAGUACAACGGCGUUUUCUGUCCGGACUGAUUCCGAUCGUGUAAUACACGUCUAUUCCAACCGCACACCCUCGGGAGGGAGCGGCUCAGCCUCGAGCGGCGGCAGUCGCAGUUUCUCCACCGACAGUUGGAGCGAGAUUGACGACGACGACAUUGAGCCGUCCGACUCGGCCUCGCGUUCACGACACCCUUCUCGACGACAUACAGUGGAGGCACGACCGGCGCCAACACGGCGACAAUCCUCCCGCAGGGCGGUGGAGCGGGAGGAGAUUGAAGAGCCACGACGCAGACACUCGUCCCAUCGACACCGUCCGAGACACGAGAGUCGACACAGCAGCAGCCGCCACGCACGCAGCUCCUCGCGCCGCGUUCCGUCAGACGAGUCUUCUAGCAGCGUGGCGUCGCCGGACGACUACCCACCGUAUGGCCACCCCGGAAUGCCACACGCACCACAUCCUCACUCCGGCUACCGACAUGUACCUGCUGGUAGCCGUGGUGGAUAUCCACCAAGCGUAGCGACUGCCCCGAGUGGCUAUCCCGAUCCAUACGCCCGAGACCAGCAAUUGGUAUCGAUGCGACACGAUCCGUUCGCCUACCCGCCCCAUUCGAAUCCAUUCUCGCCGCAUAGCCAACAACAGAAUCCUUUCUCGCCAAUCCGUGAUGACCAAUCGAACUAUUUCCCGCCCGAGCCAAUGGGACCUCCACCGCCUCGAAGACAUCCAUCAGAAGGCCGCCGGCCGCAAAGCUUCGCCGCACCAUCGCACUUCGAGACGGAGACUACCAUGGUGGCACCCUACGCUCACCCGUAUCCUCCUGGUCCGUGGGGUAUGCCAGGAUAUCCUCCAUACCCACCAGUGCCUGGCUGGCCUCACUCGGCCGGCAGCUCACCUCCUCCCAAGGAAGAGAAGAAUGCAGAAAUAGAGGCCUUAAGGAAAUUGGUCGAGAAGCGCAACGAGGACGAGACGAAAGAGAAAAAUGACAAGAACUCCGAGAUCGAGGCGCUGAAGGAACUGAUCAAGAAGCAUGAAGAAGAACGGGUGGCUCGAGAGAAAGCAUGGAUUGCGGAACGAGAAGCCGAGGCCGCUGCAAAGGCAGCAGAGAAGGCCAAGGCUGAGGAAGAGAAGAAACGAAAGGCAGAAAUCGACGAGGCGAAAAAGAAGGCCAAGGAAGAGGCCGAGAAGAAGGCUGAAGAGGCGGCCAAGAAGGCCAAAGAAGAGCAUGAGAAGAAGCUCGCGGAAUCAGAGAAGGCCAAGGAGGAGGCAGCGAAGAAGGCGAAAGAGCUGGAGGACGAAAUUGCCAAGAACAAGCCGACGCCAGACUCACUCAAGGCGCCGAUCCGAUUCAAGGACGCUGUGGGCAGGAAGUUCAGCUUCCCAUGGCACAUAUGCAAGACGUGGAAAGGCAUGGAGACUUUGAUCAAGCAGGCCUUCCUGCACGUCGACAUGAUUGGCGAACACGUCCACCAAGGCCAUUACGAUCUUACUGGACCUGAUGGCGAGAUUAUUCUGCCACAGGUAUGGGACACAAUGGUCCAGCCGGACUGGGAAAUCACCAUGCACCUCUGGCCGAUGGAAGAGGAGAAGAAGCCUCCGAAGGAGGACUUCUCGGAUCCAUUCGCAAACCUUGGCAUGGGCGGUGGCUUCGCGACUGACUUCGGCAUUCUGCCCGACCACGUUCCAUCAAAAAAGAAGGGCGGCAAAGGCAAGGAUGGGAAGGCCAAGAAAGCGAAGGGAGGCAGUCCUGAGGUCAUCGACGUCUUCCCUGGUGAGAUACCUGGCGGUAAAGGAGGUAUUCCACCGCCUCCUCCUGGCUUUGGCGACCCGUUCGCUGGCAUGGGCUUCGCAGGCCUACCGGCAGAAAGUAAGAAGCCACGCCCGAAGAGCAAGAGUGUCAGGAAGGAGAUCUCGCCGCUCGCCGCUUGGUUUGCUGGCGGGGCCAUCAGCAACUCGAAGGCGAAACGGAGCAAAUAGACGGCGGUUCGUGGUUUACAUAACGGCGGCACGACACUCGACUCCACAUACACCUAUAUGAUCUUCUACCUGCUCGGCGUUCUGGAAUCUUUCCUGCGAUUUAGCGACAUGUUUUUGCUUGCUUGCUCUCGUACUUCGCUUCCAAUACAUCAACAGGACUAUAUUUAUUCUUCACUGAAUCUGAUUUGCUGGAUUUAUAUCACACGCGAGACAUGGAAGAUUUUACGGCAGUUUUUGGAACGUGACAUGGAGCGGCUUACGGGAGAUGAGAUGCGGAGCUGCGUACGACAGGAAAGGAAUACACAACAAGACGGGAGGAGGAAGAGAAGACGAGAAGGAGAGAAGGAUUUGGCUUUUGGCGCUGGCUGGCUGGAUCUUUUUUUUUGUAAAAUUUGAUACCCUUUUCUUUUCUUCUUUCGUGGCGGCGAUCGAUGGUUGGUUGUAGGAACAUGGGGAAUGAAAGAAGGAAAAGUUGCAUCGGCUCCGUGCUUUUCGGCUGGAUCGAGGAUGGGGGGUUUGCGACUUUGGAGGUAGAGGACAGAGAGAGAGAGCUAUCGUCGAUUUGCUUAAUGGAUUUACCCGUCACCUAG